AUGAACAAUCCAGGAAGGCAAGGGAAUUUCUCUGGCAAUUACAAUCAGAAUCAAGGUUGGAGGAAUAAUCAAAAUCAAUAUUCUGGUUGGAAGCAAGAAGCAGGGCCAUCAAAAAGGCAACCUCCACAAAAGCCAUAUCAGAAUCAACAUUCUUAUCAACCGGAUAAGCUAACAAAAAUGGAGGAAGCCCUUACACAAUUCAUGCAGGUUUAUAUAACUAAUCAGAAAAAUACUGAAGCUUUUAUUAGAAAUCUGGAAGUACAAAUAGGGCAGUUGGCUAAGCAAUUGGCAGAGCAGCAAAGCAAUAACUUUUUAGCCAAUACACAGGUCAAUCCUAAAGAGUAUUGUCAAUCAAUUACAACCAGGAGAGGCACUAUGAUAGAAAGAGGGAUAGGUGAUAAUUUGAGAGAAAAUAAAGAUGAGCAAGAUAAAGAAAACAGUGUAGUUGAGUUUGAAAGUGAGAAAGAGGUGGAGUUGAAUAAAGAGGCAGGAAAAAUAGAAAAUAAUAAAAAAAAGAGUGAAAAAGAUGAGAGGAGUAAUGGAGCUGUGAGGGAGAAGAGUAAGAAGAAAAGGAAAGAAGUUAAUAGACCUCCUCCUAUGAAGAAUUUACCUUACCCACAUGCUCCAUCAAAGAAAGAUAAGGAACGACAGCUUCCAAGGUUCCUUGAUACAAUCAAUAGGUUACAGAUCAACAUACCCUUUGCAGAGGCCCUAGAACAGAUGCCAUCUUAUGCAAGAUUCAUGAAGGAGCUUUUGAUAAAGAAGAGAAAACUUAGUGAGGAUGAAACAGUGGAAUUAGAGGCAGGUUGCAGUGCUAUAAUUCAAAGAUCACUUCUGCAAAAAUAUAGAGACCUAGGGAGUUUUACCUUGCCAGUCACCAUUGGCGAUCUCUCUGUGGGCAAGACAUUAUUAGAUUUAGGGGCUAGCAUCAAUCUUAUGCCCUUAUCUAUGUCAUAG
This is a messenger RNA of Cajanus cajan (pigeon pea), 957 nucleotides long. Lineage: Eukaryota; Viridiplantae; Streptophyta; Magnoliopsida; Fabales; Fabaceae. The record is from RefSeq and is a predicted model, not a curated record.